Messenger RNA from Fusarium vanettenii 77-13-4, 1303 nucleotides. RefSeq lists its product as uncharacterized. The transcript is spliced from 2 exons. Bases 124 to 1152 code for a protein of 342 amino acids. NCBI's taxonomy places the organism in Eukaryota, Fungi, Ascomycota, Sordariomycetes, Hypocreales, Nectriaceae. The record is from RefSeq and is a predicted model, not a curated record.
GAAAGGUUGAGCUUCGACCUUUUUUCUCUCCGUACUUGAAAUCGCUCUCUGUGAUUUGCCUUGCCUUUUGUCAUAAUCUUUCUUACGCUCGUCCUCUCACUAGAGUCUCAUUGACCUGACGCCAUGUCGGAAUCUCGCAAAUCCAAGUCACCGCUUCGGGCUCUGGACCCUCAGCCCAUGCGAAGCCCUUCUCCUUCCGAUGGACGAGCCCCAGAGAGAGCAAAGUCGUAUCCCGGGCCUGACUCCCAGUCUCAGCAGUAUGGUCCUCAGCCGUACAAUCCUCAGGAUUACUCCAACCAGAGCUACAACCCUCAAAACUACGGCCCGCCACCAGACAAAUAUGGACCUCAGAACUACAACCAGUCGUACAACCCCCAGAACUACCCUCCCGUCUCUGGCCCUCAGACAGGUCCCGCCAUGUUUCCCACGCGCCCAGUGUCCGACUCGUAUCUUCCCGACCACGGCGGAGCAAUGGCCAGCAGCACCAAGAUCACCAGCACUCAACAGUAUAGCACCCAGCAGCAGUAUAGCUCUCAACAGCAGAUGGUGCCAGCCAUGGCCCCCACCUCGCUUCGAGAGCUUCAAGCCCUCAAGACGACGUGCCAGUUUGGUCUGCGCGAGUACGUCAGCCUUCAGCGGCAGAGACGGAGCGGUGACUCGGCCAUGUCGGCGUAUGAGUUGGACACGCGCAUCCGCAACCACACCAACGUGAUGCUCAGCGACCUACGGAUUCUCCAGAGCGAGGUGCGCGGUAUUGGCAAAGAGGCCGAGAACCAUCGCUGGAGGAGGUGGAUUAUUGGUGGUGCUAUUGCCACGUUUAUUCCCUUUAUUCGCAAAUUCUGGCGCCGAAGCCACGACGACGAGGAAUCAGCAAUGUCGGCCAAUGACACCGAGUACGCCUUCCGCAAGUCCAAGGGCCUUCUCGAGUACAUCAAGAACGCCCUCCUCGGUCAUGGUAGAUGGGCCAAGUUUGCCUUUAUCGUCUUCGCGGUGCUGUUUGUCUUUUCCAACGAGGUGUCGCUCCGGGUGGCCCGGACGGUGCAGAAGCGCAUCAAGAAGCUCUGCGCGCGCAUCGAGCAGGGCGACCCGGACGUUGACGAGAAGGAUAUGAAGGUUCUUGAUGGCUGGCGAUGGAGGGUUCUCUUGUGGUAAGCACUACAGGAUGGGAUGGGACAUGAAUGAUAUCGUAGUAUGAGGACAUGAUUUUAACGAAGCCUCGGCGAUUGCAUUUCUUGUAUUAUUUUCUUGGGUAUCUUGUUUCUUAGAUAUUUCGUGCCACUCAAUUUACUUUGGACAAAUACUG